Belonocnema kinseyi is the source of this 1014-nucleotide messenger RNA. RefSeq lists its product as uncharacterized. The transcript has 5 exons. The record is from RefSeq and is a predicted model, not a curated record. NCBI's taxonomy places the organism in Eukaryota, Metazoa, Arthropoda, Insecta, Hymenoptera, Cynipidae. Bases 300 to 836 code for a protein of 178 amino acids.
AAUUGACGAUAGUUUCAUUAUUUUACGAAAUCAACUCCAGAAAAUAGGUUAAGCCAAUAAUUCUGGAUGGUAUAGCCUAUCAUAUGCCCUGAAUAAUGAAUAACAAUAACAAAUAAGAAAUUAUAUAUUUAAACUUUGAUUCGAUAUUUGCCUUUCCGAUGUUGGACACAAGUUUAUCGUUUCAAACAUAACCUCUAAUGGAAUGCAGUUUAUGUCUUUUACGACUCCUCGGAUCGAUAAAAUAAACUUGUCUAGAUAACAGGUGGAUUUAUAAGUGAGUGCGGACUAAUUUAGAGAAAAUGGGUAUCAGUGAAAUAAGUUUAUGGGUUUUAAUCCGCAGAUACGAUUUACUUGAAACUGGAUGUGAUAUCGACGAAUUAGAGACGAGUUUCCGCCGCUUUACACUGCCUUCUGGAUCGACAUUGGACGAAUUAAAAUCGUCUAUUUAUUCCUGGAUUGAAAUAGAAGAAGAUACUUCUAGGGUUUUUAAGAUUAGACGUCAUGACAAUAAUCUUAUUCCACUUUCCAGUUUGUUAAGCGGUUCUUCAAAAGACAAGCCUUUUAUUAUUGACAUCGUUCGUGUUCAUCAAUUCUGUCCAGUAGAGAAGCGCACAAUUCCGCCAGGAUAUAUCGACGCCUUAAGAUCAAAAUUAACAAAUUUAGAAACAAGGGUGAUAGAGGCAGAAAAUUCACUGCCGCAAGUAGCUUCUGCUCACAUACAAGCAGUGAAGGAAGCAGCUUCCCAAUUAGCAAACUGCGUGGGAUUUUUAGACAGAAGAGUUGACGAAUUAUCCCCGCCCCAAUGGAAAGCUCAGCUUAAUUCUGCUGCUUCAUAAAACCUCGGAUUUUCAAAUUCCCACCCAAGAUCUGAUAAUCACAAAAAUAUUCAGUAACUGUACUUUUCAGUGACAUUAUGCAUAUUGCAAAGAAAAAAAAGAUAAAUCAGUAAGAAACUGGUUUACGUUUAUGGUAUAUCUUGAAAAAAACAUAUUUAAAUAUAAUAAUUUAUUCAGU